AAUUAAUUAGUGUAACCAGGCACGUCGAAGAACUUGGCAAUGUUAUACUGGUGUUAACGAACAGCUGUUUCGGCAAAACAAGAAAAAUAUAUCAUGCAAACAUAUUUUUUAAAUGCUUAACAAAUCAGACGAAAUGGAAGACACAAUUCUAAAGGAGCUAGAACCACUGCCACAGAUAUCUAUAUGGACAUCGGUUAGCUGCUGUUUCGCCAUGGCCAUACUCUAUGUGGGAUCACUGUAUGUCUGGGGAACCAAACACAAUCGAGAUAGAGAUCAUCCAUCGACCAUAAAACGACGAUUUGCUAGUGUUUCGGUAGUGAUGGGAUUGGCCUCACUUUUUGUUUACUUCUUUUCAUCUGAGGAACUGCUAGAACGUGAAAAUUUUCCAGUUUUGCUGGGAUUACGCUGGCCAGGAUUGUGGCAAGCUGCACUGAUACCAUAUGCUUUGACAACCCUACUCUUUCUGGGACCCAUAUAUGUCAACAUUCAAAAUGAAUCAAUACGUUCCUAUCUGGAUUUGGAUUACUGGCGCGGUUCAUUUAAUAGCAUAAUUUGGCUUAGAAAUUUAGUCAUGGCUCCGUUGAGUGAGGAGUUUGUCUUUCGCGCUUGCAUGAUGCCUUUGAUAUUGCAAAGUUGCUCACCAUUGGUAGCGGUUUUUAUAACGCCUUUGUUCUUUGGUGUGGCCCAUUUGCAUCAUAUAGCCGAACGGCUGAGUCUGGGUGUGAAACUUAGCACUGCCCUUCUGAUUGGUUUAUUUCAAUUCAGUUAUACAACCUUGUUUGGAUUUUAUUCGGCAUUCCUGUUUGCUAGAACUGGCCAUUUGAUAGCUCCAUUUUUGGUUCAUGCAUUUUGUAAUCAUAUGGGCUUGCCAGAUUUACAGGAUCUCUGGCAACAGGAUUUAUGGCGUCGGAUUAUUGCCAUUGUUUUGUAUAUCGUUGGUUUCAUUGGCUGGAUUUUCCUAUUGCCGUAUGCUACGGCUCCGUAUUUAUAUGACAAUACGCUUUAUUGGAAUGUUUAAAAAGUGGACGACCAGUUGCGGUUGCAGCGGUGUUUAGCAUAAUUUAUUCAGUUGCCAUAAGUCAAUAUAUUAUGUGUAGUGCAUAUCAUUUAAAUAAUAAAUAAGUCUUCCGCACAAUA
This is a messenger RNA of Drosophila willistoni, 1137 nucleotides long. RefSeq names its product CAAX prenyl protease 2 (gene Sras). Gene Ontology annotation, molecular function: metalloendopeptidase activity. The transcript has 3 exons. Lineage: Eukaryota; Metazoa; Arthropoda; Insecta; Diptera; Drosophilidae. Bases 113 to 1018 code for a protein of 301 amino acids. Gene Ontology annotation, biological process: CAAX-box protein processing. Gene Ontology annotation, cellular component: endoplasmic reticulum membrane. The record is from RefSeq and is a predicted model, not a curated record.